AUGGAGAAAUGCUUACGACAAAUGCGCAGCUCAGGAUCACUGCAUCGAACCUACAUGAUAUAUUACUUACGUAUUUUUGCUGCUGUAUUUAUAUUACUGUUAAUUAUACAAUUUACAUCAUCUAUUCGGUCAUCAAAUACAUUGAAAGCAUCUCUAAAAGCGUCAGUACCACCUUCAUUUUUUCCACAAAUCAUUGUAAUAACGCCAACUUAUCGACGAUCAACAAGAUUAGCUGAUAUGACUAGGAUGGCAAACACAUUAUCACAUAUUAAGAAUUUAUAUUGGAUUGUUAUUGAAGAUGGAAAUAAUAAAGUAAAAGCUGUUGAAAAAUUGCUCAAUCGUACUGCUUUACCAUAUAUAUACUUACCAGCCAAAACACCUCCAGGUUAUCCACGUCGUGGAUGGUAUCAACGAACUAUGGCAUUGCAAUAUUUACGCAAUAAUUCAAAUUUAAUAAGUGAUAAAUCAAAAAAAUCAGUAGUUUAUUUUGCUGACGAUGAUAACUCAUAUGAUAUUCGAUUGUUUAAUGAUUAUAUAAGAAAUGUACAAAAAGUUGGAAUAUGGGCUGUUGGUUUUGCUGGAGGUGCAUUGGUUGAAUCACCAGAUGUCGUUAAUGGGACAGUCGUAGGAUGGAAUGUGGUAUGGCAUAAAAAAAGGAAAUUUGCUACUGAUAUGGCUGGUUUUGCUGUAGCUUUAGAUGUUGUCCUUAAUUCAACAGCAGUAUUUGGUAAAUCAUGCAAUCGCGGUCUUGGUGCACCAGAAACGUGUUUUCUUGAAGAUCUCGGUUUACAGACUCAUGAUCUCGAACCAUUUGGCUUCGAUGAGGAAGAACGUGAAAUCCUGGUAUGGCAUACCAAAACCGCUAAAGUAAUUCUCAAUAAGCGAGUUGCAGAUACAAAUGGUUUUUUUGUGGAAUAA
Molecule: messenger RNA, 918 nt
Organism: Brugia malayi
Lineage: Eukaryota; Metazoa; Nematoda; Chromadorea; Rhabditida; Onchocercidae
Exons: 7
Coding region: 1-918 (305 amino acids)
Biological process (GO): chondroitin sulfate proteoglycan biosynthetic process; carbohydrate metabolic process
Cellular component (GO): Golgi membrane
Molecular function (GO): galactosylgalactosylxylosylprotein 3-beta-glucuronosyltransferase activity
Source: RefSeq, a predicted model, not a curated record